UUAAGAUUAAAAAUCACCCCCAAAAUCCCUUGCUACACUUAUCAAAUUACUCUUCAAUCUUCUUCACAAUUUUGCUAAACAAGUAUUAAUAAUUCAUCAUUUUUGCUUCUAACAAUGCCUAAAAAUAGCAAUUCCAAGAAACCUAAACCAAUAGAGAUAGAAAAGGAGAAACCAAAUUCUUCUUCAACUAAACCUAAAAAACCAAUUAGUGAAAUUGACGAAAUAUUUGCUGGAAAAAAGAGGAAGAAACCUGAAAAAGUAGAAAAAUCAAGUGGAGAUGUUGUUAUAGAGCAAAAAAAAGUGAAGAAAAACAAGGAAAAAAGUGUUAGAAUACCUAAAGAUAAUGUUUUUUCUGAGGUGCCACGUCAUUCGAGGAAGAAAACAGCAGAUGGGUUUACUUUAUAUACUGAAGAGGAAUUGGGUAUUGGGAAAUCUAAUGCUGGAGAUGUAAAAGGUGAAGAAAAACAAGGAAAAAAGUGUUAGAAUUCCAAAAGAUAAUGUUUUAUUUGAGCCGCCACAUCAUUCGAGGAAGAAAACUGCAGAUGGGUUUACUUUAUAUACAGAAGAGGAGUUGGGUAUUGGGAAGUCUAAUGAGGAGUUGUUUAGUUGGAUUACACUAAACAAUGCUUGUCUUACUUUAGACAAUCUAAAUAGGAGUGGAUUAGAGUUGGACAACACCAUAUGCAUUUUUUGCAACACAACUCCAGAGACAGUCAACCACCUUUUUCUUCAAUGCCCAGUAGCAUAUGACCUCUGGAACAUGUUCUUGUGUUUUUUCAGUUUAAGUUGGGUGAUGCCGCAAAGAUUAAGGGAAGCUCAAAUUUCUUGGAGUCUUCAGUUAGUUGAUAAGACCAUCAGAAAGAUCUGGAAUAUAUUUCCUGCUGCAAUUUUUUGGUGUAUUCGGAUCGAGAGGAAUAGAAGAUGUUUUGAUGGUUCCUCAACUCCCACUCCCAUUCAUGCACUUAAAGCCAAAUGUCUAGUAAACCUUUAUUGCUGGACAAUGUUGUCCCCAGUGACUAGUACUAAUCAGUUUUUGGAUUUUAUUAGCACCCUAGUUUUAGAGGGGAGCCAAUGAAUAGGGGCUUAUAAUUCUCUU
Messenger RNA from Lycium ferocissimum, 1096 nucleotides. RefSeq lists its product as uncharacterized. The transcript has 2 exons. Lineage: Eukaryota; Viridiplantae; Streptophyta; Magnoliopsida; Solanales; Solanaceae. The record is from RefSeq and is a predicted model, not a curated record. Bases 115 to 483 code for a protein of 122 amino acids.